Lolium rigidum is the source of this 1494-nucleotide messenger RNA. Its product is annotated as UDP-glycosyltransferase 73C4-like. The record is from RefSeq and is a predicted model, not a curated record. The transcript has a single exon. Bases 1 to 1494 code for a protein of 497 amino acids. Gene Ontology annotation, molecular function: UDP-glycosyltransferase activity. NCBI's taxonomy places the organism in Eukaryota, Viridiplantae, Streptophyta, Magnoliopsida, Poales, Poaceae.
AUGGCAUCUGCGGAGCACGGCAAGAAGCUGCGGAUCCUGCUCAUCCCCUUCUUCGCCACCAGCCACAUCUGUCCGCAAACCGACCUCGCCGUCCGCCUCGCCGGGGCCUGCCCUGACGCCGUCGAACCCACAUUGGCCGUCACCCCGGCGAACGUCGCGGUCGUUCGGGCGGCACUCGAUCGGCACGGCGCCUCCGCGGCGAGCAGCGCCAUCAAGAUAGCCACCUACCCGUUCCCGCACGUGGCCGGCGUCCCACCCGGCGUGGAGAACCUCGCCCCCGCCGCCGGCGACGCGUGGCGCAUCACGGCCGCGGCCCUCGAGGAGGGGCUGACGCGGCCCGCGCAGGAAGCGCUCAUCCGGGACAUGUCCCCCGACGCCAUCAUCACGGACGUCCACUUCUCCUGGAACUCCAUCGUCGCCGGCGAGCUGGGCGUGCCGUGCGUUUCGUUCGGCGUGAUCGGCGCCUUCUCGUCGCUCGCCAUGCACCACCUCAGCAGCACACUGGGCGGCAGCUCCAAGUCCGACCAAGAGGAGGUGGUGGUCCCUGGGUUCGCAGGGCCGGAGAUAAGGAUCCCGAGGGCCGAACUGCCGGAGUUCUUGAGGUGCCAGCAGAAGAACGAACGGUUCAACACGACCGUCCAGGGGAUAGGUACUACGGGCUUCGGCCUCGCCCGCAACACCUUCUUCGACAUGGAGCAGCAGUACUGCGAGCUGUAUGCGCGCCACGGCUACGUGGAUCGCGCCUACUUCGUCGGACCAGUGUCCUUGCCGUUACCACGGGGCGGAGCUGCAGGCGUCGGCGAGUCAUCACGCACCAUCACCAGUUGGCUGGGCUCGAUGCGGACAUGCUCGGUGGUGUACGUAUGCUUCGGCACCUACGCUUUGGUCUCGGACGAUCAGCUCCGCGAGCUGGCUCUCGGGCUGGAAGCUUCCGGCCAUCCGUUUUUGUGGGUGCUGAGGGCGGACGGGUGGACGCCGCCGGCGGGGUGGGAGGAGCGCGUGGGGAAGAGGGGGAUGCUCGUCAAUGGCUGGGCGCCACAGGCCGUGAUAUUGGGUCAUCCGUCCGUUGGGGCGUUCCUGACGCACUGCGGCUCGAGCUCGCUGCUGGAGGCGGCGGCGGCCGGCGUGCGGAUGCUGACGUGGCCGCUGGAGUUCGACCAGUUCAUCGGGGAGAGGCUAGUCACGGACGUUCUCAAGAUUGGCGAGAGGGUGUGGAGCGGGCCACGGAGCACGAGGUACGAGGAGAAGGCGACAGUGCCGGCGGAGGCGGUGGCGCGGGCACUGGCGAGAUUCUUGGAGCCUGGAGGAAGAGGGAAGGCAGCCAGGGUCAGGGUGCGGGAGCUCGCCCUCAAGGCUCACGCCGCCGUGGAGGAAGGCGGCUCCUCGCACACUGAUCUGCGUAGGCUCAUCAACGAUCUGAUAAAAGAAAGGAGGCUGCCGCUGCCGCUGCCGACACUCGACAGUAACACUGUUGACUACUCGACGUCUUGCUGA